Caenorhabditis remanei is the source of this 855-nucleotide messenger RNA. RefSeq lists its product as uncharacterized. The record is from RefSeq and is a predicted model, not a curated record. Lineage: Eukaryota; Metazoa; Nematoda; Chromadorea; Rhabditida; Rhabditidae. The transcript has 3 exons. The coding region runs from base 1 to 855 and encodes 284 amino acids. Gene Ontology annotation, molecular function: G protein-coupled peptide receptor activity.
AUGAAAACUAAAAAACCGAAAACUACAACAGUCGACCCAUUCUACUAUGAUGAGACUUCAUUUUUCACGUUCGAUGAGAGUGGUAUGUAUGACUUGGAUUUUGCCACUGAUGAUUUCUUCGAAAACAUGCUAUUCUACCAGAAAGUACUUCAUACUAUUCACGUAACUUAUGACAUUGUUUCAUGCAUCAGUUUCUUCAUCAAUCUAUUCCAUCUGUUCGUAUUGACUCGCAAGGAGCUGAGAUCCAACUUGGUAUACAUGGUAAUGAUCGGAGUUUGUUUGUGUGACCUCGUACAAUCCCUUGGUACUAUCGUCUUGUGCGCCAUGACAUGGGGUAUAGUAUACAGUAUUGAGCCGUGCUACGAUGGAACCAAAUACUAUCAUGCGGUUGUUGAUGUUUUAGCCAAAACUAGUCAGAUUUUUGGUCGCCGAUGCUCGAGCUUCCUCGCAUUGUAUAUUGCUGCAAUUCGGGCACUAUCUGUCAUGUUCCCUAUGAGCAAUACGAUUGCAGGGCUGAUGACCCCGAACUGCGACGUAUUACAAAAAACGCCGAGCUACGUUCCAUACCAUUAUAUAUCCGGCGAAAAAUGGGAAAUGGAAUAUAUUAUGUUCGAUGGGUACUUGGCGAUUUCAGUUAGCGUUUUGUAUAUCUUGGUGGCCGGUGCUCUAGUUGGAGCGAUUUUGAAAGCGGAGAGAAUACGGAGAAAUGUCAGCGGGGAUAAAUCUACGAACACUUACAAGCUGGUAAUUGUUAUGGCCAUCUCAGUUUUUAUCUCUGAAGCCACUUAUGGGGAUUGUAUUACUUCAAUUAUCACAUUUUCCAAGGAUACGACGAGCAGUAAGGGUUCCUUGUAA